AUGACAGCUCAAGAUAAGAUGCGUUCGUUAAAGAAAAGAAAAAUUUAUGGCUUGGUUGAAGAGCGUGACACUAUUGAGGGAUAUCAAAUAAUAAAUCGUAUCCAUGAAGGAGUGUAAUUAAUAUAUUAUUUUAAAAAUUAGUUAUAGUGAAGUAUUUAGAGCACCAGAUAUGUUAACAGGAGAAAUAGUAGCAAUCAUAAAGAUCAAAUUCAGUCAACUAAUCAAUAAAGAAAGAUUUCCAAUAACAUCUAUUAGAAAAUUCAAUUUAUUAUUAUCCCUUAAUCAUGCUAACAUUGUUAAGGUCAAAUGA
Paramecium sonneborni is the source of this 310-nucleotide messenger RNA. The record is from the annotation of a GenBank genome assembly. Lineage: Eukaryota; Ciliophora; Oligohymenophorea; Peniculida; Parameciidae.